AUGAUUUUCACGGUCAAUGGAACCGCUCCAAGCUUGGUUGAAAGCGUAGAGCUGGUGACCAUGUAUCAGCAAAAUGCUUCGACCAUCCACCACAUCCUUGUUGCCCUUGAACUCGUCGUGGACUUGGUGGUCUACAUGCUUGUGUACAAAAUAUCCAUCGAGCAAUCGAUGAUGUUGACGUUUUUGCAAGGAAUAUCGCUCAUGUAUGGACUGCACAGCUCCUAUAUGAUGAUCGCCAUCAUCCUGUCGGACGGCACGCGCUACCUCCUACAUUUGAUCUUCUACCGGAUCAAGGUCGACCCUGGAUACAUGACCACAGGCCAGGGUAUCCUCACCACAGCAGAGACCGUUGGAGCAGCAUGCCUCAUGGUCUUGUACCUGCUCAUGUCCAGCAACGUGACCAUUCAGUGGUACGCACACGUCACCUUCCUCGUCUCCUUCACGUACUGCCUCAACAACCUGCUCAUCAUCAUUGCCGGCAUUUCUUCUCCUUCGACGCAGUUUCAUCUGCCCCAGACCGCUUUUUACGUGCUGUACCACGGGCUGGCCGGCUUCGUGUACGUCGUGGGAGCGGCGCUUUUUCACACCUGGCACAAGACGGACGAACUACCCUACAAAUCGGUCACCGGGUACGUUGAAGUCGGCCUGGGGAUAGUUCACUGCUUCCAUACACUCGUCAACUUCAUCAAGUGA
Molecule: messenger RNA, 693 nt
Organism: Ixodes scapularis (black-legged tick)
Lineage: Eukaryota; Metazoa; Arthropoda; Arachnida; Ixodida; Ixodidae
Exons: 7
Coding region: 1-693 (230 amino acids)
Source: RefSeq, a predicted model, not a curated record